GCCUCUGUACUGACUGUAGCUCGCGUUGCUGCACAACAUAAGUCGUACGACCAGCUGAUCGAUCGAUCACUGUCACUGAAGUCUGUGAAGAUGUUUAGUACAUUGUUGCAGUAGAGUCAUUUUUGUUGUGUUUUUGACAUACAGGGAAGAAGUGGCGAAAUAUCUUCUUUUAGAGUUGUGCAUGUGGUAGUUUUGCUAGGAUUUCGGAUUGAGCGCAUGUGCAUACGCUGAAGAAGGAGCAGGAGCUGAAGACGAGCUGCAAUACAGGAUUUACGUCGCUCUCCCAAGUCGACUAGUCCCAGGCUGAAAAGCCGAAGCUUCCGAGGCUGCUGGGGUCCGCAUCUUCCCCAGCUAGACUGUAGACUCAUCUACGCCCAUUCUAUCUUCAGUGUGAAAGAUCCAUCUGGACAGGAUUCCCUCGGGUGUGAAUCCGAAGGCGUCUUCAAAAUGGCAGAGUCUGCAGAGAUACAGGUUCGAGUGUUGUACGAUUUCGAAGGCGAUAGCGGUGGCGGAGAGCUGACGAUAACUGAGGGAGAUGUUCUGUUUGUGACGAAUCAGGAUGUUGGAGAUGGCUGGUGGGAAGGUAGAAUGCCUUCUGGACAGAUCGGACUCUUUCCCGAGACUUACGUAGAGGUUAUACCCGAGGGUGCAGCAGCAGCGCCGUCAGCCCCGCCGGUGCAAGUUGCAGAGCCCGCCGCGGCCGCGACGGCACCGCAGGACUAUGCCUACGAUCAGAACCAGGGCUAUGCACAGGAGGAGGAGGAUGGCUACCGCGACCGUGCGGAGAGCUGGGACGAAGGUGGCGAGUGGGACGAGAGCGGAACACAAGAACCUGCACCUGCAACCAGUACUACAUCGUCUCUAUCACCCAACUCUGCAGCUUAUUUGGAUGGCGCAGAUGGCGCAGCACACAGUCGCGAAUUCAAACAAUCGGAGUCCGGCAUUCAGAGAAGUGGGACCAUUCGCAAGAAUAUCAACAGGUUCUCGACAUUUGUAAAAUCUGGAGGAGAAGCCUUUUUACUUGGUGAAACGAAGGCAAGGGCUGCGGGCGGUGAAGAAGUCGCCCUCUUUCAAUCUCCAGAAGGUCCUCGUUGGACCCAAGCUCAAUCGUUUGAGCUGACAGUGACUGAGCCAACCAAGAAGAGCAAGCUGAAGGGAAUGAAAAGCUUUAUUGCGUACACCAUCUCUAUGUCGACCACCGGCGAGCUCGUGGAGAGACGCUACAAGCACUUUGACUGGCUACACGAUCGGCUGGUAGAAAAAUUCACCGUUCUGGCUGUGCCACCUCUGCCCGACAAACAAUACGCUGGCCGCUAUGGUGAGGACUUCAUUGAGAAGCGACGAGAACGUCUAGAGAUGUGGCUGAACCGCGUAGCACGCCAUCCUGUUAUUUCGCGCAGUAUGGUUUUCCAACAUUUCCUCACAUGCAAGGAUGAGAAGGCAUGGAAGGUAGGCAAGCGACGGGCAGAGAAGGAUGACCUUGUCGGUUCAGAGUUCUUUAUCACUGUGACUCGAGGACCUGACAUUGAUGCAACUGCUGGAGAUCAGGAGGUGGACCACUUUGGACGCUUUGUGAAGAGUAUGGACGACAACAUGGUGAGACUGAAGACUCGCUGUCAGGAGCAUUGCGAGCAGCAUUCUGGAGUUUUCACCCGGGAGUAUCAAAAGCUUGGCCUGGUCUUCACCAAGUUGAGUGAGACCUUUGCAAUGGAGGAGAAGCCUUAUGCGGGAGCCAUAACAGAGGCCUUUGGGCAAACUGGAAGAACGUACGAAUCUGUGGCAAAGCUCUACGAAGAACAGCCGAAGAACGAUCUUCUCCCUCUCCUGGACGUCAUCAGGGAGUACCUUGGUAUGUUGUCAACGUAUCCAGAUAUGGUGGAAGUACAGAAGGAGUCCUCUCUGAAGAUUCAGCAGUGCCGAAAGCUCCAGGAAGAAGAAAAGAUGGCGGACUCGGCUGUGCAGCAGAUUGCCGACAGAGGAACAGUUCUAACGGCCAGCAUGCAAGCUGAAAUCAACCACUUUCAUAGUGAAAGAGUCAUCGACCUAAAGGCAGCAAUGCAGCAUUUCAUGAAGGAGCAAAUUGCUUUCCAUGAACGGGUAAUCGACAAUCUCCGCGAAGCGCUGGGGAAGUAUGAUGGCUGUUAGAAGCGUAGAAUACGUGUGUGCCGUGCAAGGUGUUGCACUUCGCAUCGAGAUUUGCGGACUAGCCUGUUUUCUCUAGGUCCUUGUACAUAUUUCAUAUUUCGAAGAUAUUUUAUCAGUUAAUUUUUAGUUCUUUGUGUUGCUGUUUUUUUCUUCAAAUUCUCUGGGGCUGGUGUAACUGUAUUCAUGUCCUUGAUUUUAGUCUAGCACUUCUUAUCUUGCCCUGUACCUACCUGCAAUGGAUAAGUUAACGUUCAACAGCUCGAGACCGCGUCAGGCAAAGUCGUAAUAUUUAUGUUGUUCGUUCGGCAGGCUGGCUAGCUUUUAGCCGAGCGCGUAUUUGCAACUACUAUGUUUGCAUUCUCUGCUGAACACCACAAAAACACAAUUCAGAAUAGUAAAGAUUUGCUGACGAUAACCUUGUUACUUUCUAACCGAUAUCUUGGCUACCCAAUCUACGAAUGGAAAUAUCCCCCCUCAGUUCCGUAUUCCCUAUCUCUCCGUUAUUCAUAUUGCCCCUGGUGCACUGGCCCCUCUAGUUCAAGUAGGGUUUUUUUCCCUUAGGUCUCGGCUUUCAUAUUUCAUGGCUGUGCUGCUAUUGUCUGCGUGACACUUAUCAUGCAAUCGCUUCCUAGGUUUUGCUUUUUGGGACAGACUUUCUUUUUUUCUUGAAUCAGUCCAUGGCAUCUAUAUUUUUUUAUCCUUUGAUUUAGUUUUCUAUGCUGUACUUGGAAGUGCUGAAGUAGUUCGGCCGUCCUCUAUUGCACUUCGAAGCAUAGAAGUGACGUGCUUGUCUUAUCGUCUA
This is a messenger RNA of Sycon ciliatum, 2947 nucleotides long. Its product is annotated as sorting nexin-33-like. The transcript has 18 exons. Lineage: Eukaryota; Metazoa; Porifera; Calcarea; Leucosolenida; Sycettidae. The record is from RefSeq and is a predicted model, not a curated record. Gene Ontology annotation, molecular function: phosphatidylinositol binding; protein binding. The coding region runs from base 448 to 2145 and encodes 565 amino acids. Gene Ontology annotation, cellular component: plasma membrane; cytoplasmic vesicle. Gene Ontology annotation, biological process: endocytosis; endosomal transport; plasma membrane tubulation.